This is a messenger RNA of Brassica napus (rape), 786 nucleotides long. Its product is annotated as glutathione S-transferase T2-like. Bases 1 to 786 code for a protein of 261 amino acids. NCBI's taxonomy places the organism in Eukaryota, Viridiplantae, Streptophyta, Magnoliopsida, Brassicales, Brassicaceae. The transcript is spliced from 2 exons. The record is from RefSeq and is a predicted model, not a curated record.
AUGAAUACCACAACUGGCUUUGUUAAUCUAAUGUAUAGUCAAUCUUCAGUUGAUCUUGAGUCACCCGAACCAGCUUGGUUCGGGUCCCAAGGUCCUGAUGAGUUUGUUUUCCACCCUGGUGUCGAGUCUUCUUUCCAACCUGGUGUCCAGUCUGCUGUCCAGCCUACUGUCGAGUCUGCUAAUAAAGAGAGGAGGAAAUGGUCUCCUAAUGAGGAUAAAAUCCUCAUUGGUGCUUGGCUUAACACCUGCAAAGACCCCGUUGUCAGCUUACCUAGAGAGCUUGGUCCAGCGAAGCAGCGGUGGGCUAGGAUUAACGAGCAGGUCUGUAAGUUUGUUGGUUGCUAUGAGGCGGCGUUGAGGGGGCAGAGAAGUGGUCAGAAUGAAGACGAUGUGAUGAAAGCUGCCCUCGACUCAUUCUUCAACAUUUACGAGCACAAGUUCAGCCUCGAACAUGCGUGGAGGGAGCUGAGGCAUGACCAGAAAUGGUGCACCACCUAUAUGGUUAAAGAUGGUGGGAAGGAGAAGCGCAAACAAGUGGUGGACGUUGAUACAGAAGAUGAUGUUGCCGAACCUGAAAGCAGACCAGAUGGUGUGAAAGCUGCUAAAGCAGCUGGUAAGAGGAAGAAGAGUGGCAAUGAAGAAGAGAUGUCACAGCUUCAGUCCAUCAUGGAAAUGAAAGAAAAGCUCUCCAAACAAAAGAUUCUAGAACGUUUACUUGCCAAAAAAGAUCCUCUCUCCGAGAUGGAAGAAUCUCUUAAACUGAAACUCAUGACUGAGAUGUUCUGA